Trichoderma aggressivum f. europaeum is the source of this 309-nucleotide messenger RNA. RefSeq lists its product as uncharacterized. The record is from RefSeq and is a predicted model, not a curated record. The transcript has 2 exons. NCBI's taxonomy places the organism in Eukaryota, Fungi, Ascomycota, Sordariomycetes, Hypocreales, Hypocreaceae. Bases 1 to 309 code for a protein of 102 amino acids.
AUGGCCAUGGACUUCACCGUCGCUUGGUCCACGUCUCUAGAGAGUUGGCUCUUUUAUGUCGGUUGUAUCGACGGCCCCAACGGCCCCAACGGAUUCAACGGCUUCAACAGCUUCGACGGCUUCGACGGCUUCAACGCCACGUUGCUCAUGUCGUCAAUCGUAUGGAAGAAGGAUGCGAAUGCAGAACACGCAUUGAAUCGGAGAAUUCAGACAUUGAAAUGGUCAACGCGGACGCCAAUUGACUGGUACAUCCUGCCUUUGAGGCGCGACUACUCCGUUUUAUCCACACCAUCAAUUGAUGGCGGUUAA